ACCGUCAGGUUCAAGAUGAAUUCAUUGGUGAAAAGUCAGAUUAUUCUGACAUUUUACAUCAUUUCCUUCCUGAUUGGACUUCCUGCCAAUCUGGUGGCUCUCUAUGCUUUUAGCAUGAAAAUCCACCACAGUCCUCUUCCAACAGACAUCCUGCUUCUGAAUCUGACUGUGUCCGACCUGCUCUUCUUGAUCAUCCUUCCUCUCAAGAUGCACGAGGCAGCAUCAGGGAUGCAGUGGAAUCUGCCCAACAUUAUGUGUUCUAUCACCUCCUUUACCUUUUUCUCCACAAUCCACACCAGCUCCUUGCUGCUGAUGGCAAUCGGCGUGGUCCGCUACAUCGGAGCAGCAUUUCCUGUUAUCUACCAACACCUCAAGAAACCUGUGUACCCGAUCAUUAUCAGUGCUGUUAUUUGGGUGAUCUCAAUGGGACACUGCAGCAUCACUUUUAUCAUCCAGCACCACCCCUCCUUGUCCAGCUCAGACUCUUCUAUGUGCUAUGAAAACUUCACAGAGAAGCAACUGGAGGUUCUCCUCCCAGUGCGUUUGGAGUUUUUCUUUCUGUUCUGCUUUGUGCCUCUUUUAAUUACUGCUUACUGCUACCUGCGCUUAAUUUUGAUUCUGUACAGCCGUCCCAGGAUAUCCUGGAUGAAGAAGAGGAAGGCUAUUGGCAUGGCUUUAGGAACUUUUGCUGUGUUCCUCAUUUCUGUUGGACCAUUCAACUUCUCUUUUUUGCUGGGUUACUUCCAGCAACAAAGCCCAGUGUGGAGAUACUACACUUUGCUGCUCAGCACGUUGAACACCUGCAUUGAUCCAAUUAUAUUCUAUUUUUCCUCCUCUGUUUUUCACUUCACAAGCAAAAAAUCAAUUUUCAGAAAGCACUGGUGCAAAUGGAGAAAAGGGACAAAUUUAGGGCACUAAUUCAUGAUCAAUGUGCGUUCCAUCCCACAUGAUGUAUUUGACAGUGGCAUUUUAUCAAAUACAAAAUGCCAGGAAGCCAGCCAGGGCUGCAAUCAAUGACAGCUUCCUCAUCUUUGACAUGUUGUUUCCCGUUUGCUACCAUGUACAAGCAGCUUUUUCUGAGUACACAUGAAGAUAGUACUUGUAAAACAAUUAAAGUUAAUUGUAAUGAUUAACCUGUCAG
Molecule: messenger RNA, 1141 nt
Organism: Xiphophorus maculatus (southern platyfish)
Lineage: Eukaryota; Metazoa; Chordata; Actinopteri; Cyprinodontiformes; Poeciliidae
Product: free fatty acid receptor 2-like
Exons: 1
Coding region: 16-918 (300 amino acids)
Biological process (GO): G protein-coupled receptor signaling pathway; cellular response to fatty acid
Cellular component (GO): plasma membrane
Molecular function (GO): G protein-coupled receptor activity
Source: RefSeq, a predicted model, not a curated record